GUCAUUAUAGAAAUUCAUUAAAUCCCGGAGGUCAGCUUAAAAUAUCUCCCGAGCCCGGUAUCACUAAAGUAUGCGAUAUCUGGCAAAGUUCAUUAAAAAAGUUUAAAAAUAGAGAAUGUUUGGGGUUCCGCAAAUUUGAUGAAGAAACAGGAAGUUAUGGAAAUUAUGUAUGGCAGACAUAUGAACAAGUUAAUGAACGAAUUAUAAACUUUGGAAAUGGACUUUUACAUCUUCAAAUUAAUAUAAUAAAAAGUGAUCAAACUGAAAAAUUUAAGAUUGGAAUUUGUUCUAUUAAUCGUCCUGAG
This is a messenger RNA of Cetraspora pellucida, 305 nucleotides long. The record is from the annotation of a GenBank genome assembly. NCBI's taxonomy places the organism in Eukaryota, Fungi, Glomeromycota, Glomeromycetes, Diversisporales, Gigasporaceae.